AUGCCUCUAGUCCCGGUACGCCCACCAGUAGAUGAUCCCAACAACAUCAAUUCAAGUCUCUGGACGAUCAGUCACGGAUUCGACGGCUCUACCUACGAUGCUUGGGUGAUAGGUAUCAUAUGGGUCAAUCACCAAUGUUCAGACUGCGAGACUCGAAACCAGCGUAGAUCAGCCGGCAGGCACAAAUACGAUACCGCCCGUAGUUUAUGAAA
Messenger RNA from Cylicostephanus goldi, 212 nucleotides. NCBI's taxonomy places the organism in Eukaryota, Metazoa, Nematoda, Chromadorea, Rhabditida, Strongylidae. The record is from the annotation of a GenBank genome assembly.